GCAGGAAGUGAUGGCGGCCGAGGGAGGAGGAAGAGCCGCCGCGGGUCAACUUUACUUCAUUGAUACCAUAGCAGGAGAUCCAGAGGUUCUGCAAGCAGAUGCUGAAACAUACUAUGAAAAACUCUUGAAGAAGUCAUUGUCCACUCCUGAUGUUUUUUCCGUCCCUGGAGGAGGAGAGGUUAAACUUGAAGAUUCCUGUGUGUGUUUUGUCCCUCUCUACCGAAAUAAUCCUACUUGCAAACUGUUGCUGUUAACUGAUCCAAAGGAUAAAGAGACAGUUUUGGCAGUUUAUUUGAGCCAGCGUUGGUGGCCUGUGGAAGAUGUUGUGAAGACGGCUGAUCCUGCUAGAGAUGGGCUUGUUUUGGUCCAGACAUUUGGAGAAAGGAUUGUCCUCUUUGUUCUGAACUGCAUUAUUUUUGGAAUGCUGGAAGGGAGUUCAGCUAAUGAUGCAUUCUUUCUACCUCACUCUGCCACCGAACGUGCCAAGAUACUCUGGAGAAGCGGCGAGGCUGCUGCCUUUUAUUCGGUCAAGAUGAAAGGGAGCCUGUGUGAUGGUACAACCAGCCAGUGCUACCUGCUGCCAGUUUUGGAUACUAUAUUCGUCCGGAGAAAGUACAGAAGAGGUGGCCUAGGGAUGAAAAUGUUGCAUGAUUUCUGUCAGUCUUUCCUGGCUGAGGAUGCCUUGGGGAUCAGCUGCCCUAUUUCUGCUGCCAUGUAUCAAGUAUGCCAGAAAUUCCUGCAAGCUCAUCCUGAGGAGCAGAAGCGACUGUGGGAAGUGGAAGCACCAGGAGAUUGGAGCCAACGAGUGAAUAUCUGGUUAAAAAUUCAGAUGGAGUCAUCUCCUUCAGGAAAGGCUGAAGUGGGCUCUUGUAUGGAGAAGACUCCAACCAGUACACUCAGACAAUCUGAUCUGGAGCAGAUGAAUAAGAGUGUUGACUGCUUUCCUGGGGUUGGGCAAGUGACAGGAGAUGCCACGGAGAAAAAAGAUGACACAACAGCAGCAGGGACUUUAAACUCACAAGGUCCUGAAGAGGAGGACUUGGAACAAGGUGCAGGCGAUGCUCAGCAACAUAAAGGACUCAGGAAAAGAGUAGGUCCUGGGAAAUCAGUUGGAGGCAAGGCCGCCAAACAAUUUAAAAUUACACCAUAAUUUCUAUUUCAGAAAUCAGCAAAAUUCAGUGUGAUCCUAAAAAUUGUAAUUGUUCUUAAGUUGUAACAGUGGAGAAAUUUCUUGAGGUAUGAUGAAAUU
Pseudopodoces humilis (Tibetan ground-tit) is the source of this 1249-nucleotide messenger RNA. It is a transcript of the gene FAM169B, whose product is annotated as Protein FAM169B. Lineage: Eukaryota; Metazoa; Chordata; Aves; Passeriformes; Paridae. The record is from RefSeq and is a predicted model, not a curated record.